This is a messenger RNA of Cricetulus griseus (Chinese hamster), 7761 nucleotides long. The record is from RefSeq and is a predicted model, not a curated record. NCBI's taxonomy places the organism in Eukaryota, Metazoa, Chordata, Mammalia, Rodentia, Cricetidae.
UGAAAGAAAAGCACAAGAAGAAACUUUUAUGGGCAUUGUUGAUUUGACUACGGCGCCGAUCCCCGAAAUCACAGGAAAGAGCUGGAUGUUGGACCCAAGGCUAUGAGUGCAUCAUGCAAGUGCCCAUCACAGAGCUGCGCUCUAGUUCUGAUGGUCAGUCAUACAGAAGAAAGCCUUGAGCGGCUGGGUUUUGGAGAAUCCCUUCUAAAGAUCUAAAAAGUGCAAAAGGAGAAGUACAAAUGUCUACCACAAGACGAAAACGUAAUGUGUUAUGUUGUUUACCGUAAGCUGUAGUACAAUGAGCUCAAUUGUUGACAGAGAUGACAGUAGUAUUUUUGAUGGAUUGGUGGAAGAAGAUGACAAGGACAAAGCAAAAAGAGUAUCUAGAAACAAAUCUGAAAAGAAACGUAGAGAUCAAUUCAAUGUUCUCAUUAAAGAGCUGGGAUCUAUGCUUCCUGGUAACGCUAGAAAAAUGGACAAGUCCACUGUUCUGCAGAAGAGCAUUGACUUUUUACGCAAACAUAAAGAAAUCACUGCACAGUCAGAUGCUAGUGAAAUUCGACAGGACUGGAAACCUACAUUCCUUAGUAAUGAAGAGUUUACACAAUUAAUGUUAGAGGCUCUUGAUGGUUUUUUUUUAGCGAUCAUGACAGAUGGAAGUAUAAUAUAUGUAUCUGAGAGUGUAACUUCAUUACUUGAACAUUUACCAUCUGAUCUUGUGGAUCAAAGUAUAUUUAAUUUUAUCCCCGAGGGAGAACAUUCAGAGGUUUAUAAGAUACUCUCUACUCAUCUGCUGGAAAGUGACUCACUAACCCCUGAGUACUUAAAAUCAAAAAAUCAGUUAGAAUUCUGUUGUCACAUGCUUCGAGGAACAAUAGAUCCAAAGGAGCCAUCCACCUAUGAAUAUGUGAGAUUUAUAGGAAAUUUUAAAUCUUUAAACAGUGUAUCAACUUCAGCACACAAUGGUUUUGAAGGAACUAUACAACGCACACAUAGGCCUUCUUAUGAAGAUAGAGUUUGUUUUGUAGCUACUGUCAGGUUAGCUACACCUCAGUUCAUUAAGGAAAUGUGUACUGUUGAAGAACCUAAUGAAGAGUUUACAUCUAGACACAGUUUAGAAUGGAAGUUUCUAUUUCUGGAUCACAGGGCACCACCAAUAAUAGGCUAUUUGCCAUUUGAAGUUUUGGGAACAUCAGGCUAUGAUUACUAUCAUGUGGAUGACCUAGAAAAUCUGGCAAAAUGUCAUGAGCACUUAAUGCAGUAUGGGAAAGGCAAAUCAUGUUAUUAUAGGUUCCUCACCAAAGGACAGCAGUGGAUUUGGCUUCAAACUCACUAUUACAUCACUUACCAUCAGUGGAAUUCAAGGCCAGAGUUCAUUGUUUGUACUCACACUGUAGUAAGUUAUGCAGAAGUUAGGGCUGAAAGACGACGAGAACUCGGCAUUGAAGAAUCUCUUCCUGAAACAGCUGCUGACAAAAGCCAAGAUUCUGGGUCUGACAAUCGAAUAAAUACAGUCAGUCUCAAGGAAGCACUGGAAAGGUUUGAUCACAGCCCCACUCCAUCUGCCUCUUCUAGAAGCUCAAGAAAGUCAUCUCACACAGCAGUCUCAGACCCUUCCUCAACACCAACGAAGAUCCCUACUGAUACUAGCACUCCUCCCAGACAGCACUUGCCAACUCAUGAAAAGAUGACACAGCGGAGGUCAUCCUUCAGCAGUCAGUCCAUAAACUCCCAGUCUGUUGGUCCAUCAUUAACACAGCCAGUGAUGUCUCAAGCUGCAAAUUUACCAAUUCCACAAGGCAUGUCACAGUUCCAGUUUUCAGCUCAGUUAGGAGCCAUGCAGCAUCUAAAAGACCAGCUGGAGCAGCGGACACGGAUGAUAGAGGCAAACAUUCAUCGGCAACAAGAAGAGCUAAGGAAAAUUCAAGAACAGCUUCAGAUGGUUCAUGGCCAAGGGCUUCAGAUGUUUUUGCAACAGUCAAACUCUGGAUUGAAUUUUGGUUCCGUUCAACUUUCCUCUGGGAAUUCUAAUAUCCAGCAACUUACACCUAUAAAUAUGCAAAGCCAAGUCGUUUCUGCUAGCCAUAUUCAAAGUGGAAUGAAUACAGGACAUAUCACCACAAGCCAGCACAUGAUACAACAGACUUUACAAAGUACUUCAACUCAGCAGAGUCAACAGAGUGUCAUGAGUGGACACAGUCAGCAGACGUCCCUUCCGAACCAGACUCCGAGCACUCUCCCAGCCCCAUUGUACAAUACGAUGGUGAUUUCUCAGCCUGCAGCCGGGAGCAUGGUCCAGAUCCCAUCCAGUCUACCCCAGAACAGCACGCAGAGUGCUACGGUAACUACGUUCACUCAGGACAGACAGAUAAGAUUUUCUCAAGGUCAGCAACUUGUAACCAAAUUAGUGACUGCUCCUGUAGCUUGUGGGGCUGUCAUGGUACCAAGUACCAUGCUUAUGGGUCAGGUGGUGACUGCCUAUCCUACCUUUGCUACACAACAGCAGCAGGCACAGACAUUAUCUCAGCAGCAGCAGCAGCAGCAGCAACAGCAGCAGCAACAGCAGCAACAACAACAGCAGCAGCAGCAGCAGCAGCAGCAGAGCUCCCAGGAACAACAGCUUCCUUCAGUUCAGCAACCGUCUCAGGCUCAGCUGACCCAGCCACCACAGCAGUUUUUACAGACAUCCCGGUUGCUCCAUGGGAAUCCUUCAACUCAGCUCAUCCUUUCUGCUGCCUUCCCACUACAACAGAGCCCUUUCCCUCCGUCACCACAUCACCAGCAACACCAGCCUCAGCAGCAACAGCAGCUUAGUCGGCACAGGACUGACAGCCUGACUGACCCUUCCAAGGUCCAGCCACAGUAGCACACACACUUUCUCUCUGACACUAGAGAGGAAGGGGAUGGCCAGAAAGCUACUUGGAUAACAUGUGGUUUAGCAGUUCUGUGAGGGUGGUAGUGAGUGUUCCAGUUUCUGGAUUAGUUGGUAGGGAAAUGCUGCCUAGUGCUACAGAUGUACAUUAAAUACCAGCCAGUGGGAGACGAUUAUAGGGACACAGCCAAUUCUGACAGUUUCUUUGCCCAGAUAUAUUUUUUUUUUUUGAUGGAGAAAGAGUAUAUUGCCAAAUGUUAACAAGCUCAACUAUCAUGACCUUUACUGAAUCUGAAAAGCACUAACAAUGUUGGUAGCUUUAGUGGUUCUGUGCCUGGUACCAAAUGUUACAGAGAACACACCACUGCCAGGGGUUUGCUUAGAUUGCCAUGAAGAUAGUUCAGUAGUUAGUAGUCCCCACCCCCAACUCCCCACCCUGUUCAGAUCAUGAUGGAACAGUGAUUACUUUCAGAAUGUUGUGCAGGUUUGAAUUUUUAUGUAUAGAUGCUAUAUAGAUGUAUAUGUGUCUGGACAGACAGACGGAGAGAAAGCAAACUUUGUGUACACAGCUUGAAAGCAUUAUCUGUCCCUUACAGGUAUGAGUACAUUUCAUUAUAUUUUGACACCAUGUACAAACUGGUAACAGCCUCUCUUUCAUUUUGUUUACAGCAUAAUAGUGUUCUAGUCACUUUUUCCAGGGCACAAGUCUUUUUGUUCGUGCUUUGGCUGUGAUGUCACAGUUUGUUCAGUGAGGUAUAAUGUGCUGCUGGGAAUGGAUUUUUUUUUUUCAGGUUAAAUUAUUGCUACAUUUCCAUUUAUUCAGAAAUAUCCCUUAUUUCAUUUUUUUCAAUUAUGUUUGAAAAUAGAAUUGCACUGCUUUAUUUUAGAUGGUUGGUUGAGAGUUUGAUCACAUAUUUUGAUAUAUUUCAUAGUUGGAAUAUUUAUGUAAAUGGUUUUCAACAAGCCUGAAAGUGAUUUCAAGAAUGUUUCAGUUAUAAGAGUAAAAUUUGCACACAAAACAUUUUAGGCACUUUUUAACAUUCUCAGUGGUGGGAAUUUUAACUUUUAGGAUUUGUUGGAAUCUUUUUUAUUAUCCUUAAAAAUUUCAAUGCUUCUUUUAGUCAAAAUGAUUCAGGGUUUUUGAGGGGGGGGAACCCAUAGUGCCUUGAUUUUAAUUCAGGUGAUAACUCACCGUCUUGAAUUUAUUGUCUGGUUUCAGUAGCAGUUUUGAAACCUUAGUACAUUUUUAGCAGCAUGUGGGUCUCAGUGUCAUUCUCAAGUUCCCAUGAAGACUGCUGCAUCUCUUGGACCACCCUAACAGCUAUCACAGUUGUUAAUGUGAUCCCAAAAUUGUUUCCAAAUUAGUAUCUUCCUUUAAAGCAAAGUAGUCAGUCCUUUAAGAAUUGCCAGUAAAUACUUUCUCAGAGUAAGGGGGUAGAAAUAGUCUAACUUUCAUUGAAACACUAGAAUAUUGUAACUCACAUACUUUCUAAAUAUGAAUUAAGAUUUCAUCUGGCAAUAUCAUACUCUAUAGGUAAUAAACUCCAACAAAGUUACAUGUAUUUUAAAAAGCAUUUUUUUUUUUAGAUUUUUAUGGUACUAAUAAUGAAAUUUGCAUUAUGGAACAAAAGUUGAAAAUAGAAUAUAAAACAUUACUGAGGAAAGGGAAGACAAGUGUGACAAAUUAGAAUUGACCUUAAAGUGUGUAAGGGGUGAGGCUGCUCAACAGAGGUUUGCAGUGGUGAAUAUCACCUAAUGCAAACUUGCUAGGUAAGGGCUCUGGGGAACGAGGAGUCAGUAAUCUGUCCUCAGCUUUGUUGUCAUCCUUAAGUGUGUCUGUUUUCCUGUUUACCUGGCUGCAGUUAAGUUAGAACGUUAGUGGUGAAAAAGAAAACAACCAAAGAAAAUUGGUACCUGCCCUUCUGCAAAAGAAGUGUGGCUAGAUACCAGUCAGUAACUAACAUAUCACGGAGUUCUAAUGGCUGGCAUUCAUAUGAAUACCCUGAAGAGUUUUGAGAAUACAUACAUAUGCAAGCUUAUACACACAUGAUGAAAUUGAUGUAAAAUAGAGCACCCACAUUGCUUUUCUCCCCUUCCAAAUUGCCUUCUUGAUCUUAUGCCAUUCCAUGUCAUCUGAGUUGUGCCUCAUUCAUUUUUUGGCAAUACCUAGUGCUAAGGAUUUAGCUAACAGGAGAGGCAACGUGCUAAUUAUGUAAUUCCUGUUGUUCUUCACAGUUCAUUUUCCUGCUUAAAAGCAGCUGAUAAAGGAGCACCUAGCCGCUGACUUGGCUGUCCACAUGGAGAGCUGUGCUAGGCAACACUUGGCAGCGUCAGCUGCCUCUCAGCUCCUUAAUUCUUGGUUUCUUUGGAUGGCAAACUGUUCUUGUCUGCUUCCUACAGACUUACCCAUUCUGAUGAAGAUUCAUCUGUUGCCAUUCUUCAUUUCUAUAGCCAAAGUUGUUGACUGAAACCCCAAAUCUAAAUCAUGAAAAGAUACCAAAUAGAAACACUUCUCAGCUUCUUAUAAACCUUAAUGUCCCCUGCUCUAUUUCAUGGGGACUCAUUUUUCUUUAAAAUUUUAAUUCUGGGCAGCACUUUUUAGGUAAGAAAUUGUUAGGGUGAGGGUCAAGUAGGUUCUCGUUGCCCUGCAGGUACCUUGCUCUGGGCUGCUUUUGCAUGGAGUAUUGCUGAUUGUAUGGAAUGAGAACAGUAAAGCACAAAGCUGCUCUUGAGGCUGGCUUUAAACCAGAGUGCAGACAUUGGAAAGUAUUCUUUUUUUUUCCUUAGAGUAGUAAUGGGGGGGGAUGGGGGAAGGGAACAGAUGUGGUAGGUGGAGCUGCAUGCAAAUGAGCACUACAGGCCCUUCCCCCCAAGCUCCAUCCUAAAUAUAGGGUAGCUUUAGAGUGCUGUGCUCUGCUAUCACAUAGACAUGACUUAGGAAUGUACUACUAAUAAAAGAACACCACCAGUGAUUUUGAAUAGUUUGUGAUAGAAAACUCUGUGCAAACUAGUAAGUGUUUGAAUUCUGUUUUCUGUGGUUGGUUGGUCAUUGCCUUAACGCAGUCUCUUGAAGCUUAGAGCACUGAAACAGUCCAGCUGCAUAAAGGGCAUCGUGUUGAGGAAGAUGAGCCCUUGUUCUGGCCUUAGAAAGAGACCCUUUCUUAAAGUAAACUACAGAGGUAGAUUCUUUUCCCUUGGAUAUUACUGUGUGUUAAAAUGUUUCCACUAUGUUGAGGCUUUUUUUUUUUUUAAAGUGGAACGCAGAUAGCAUUUUUAGUAUUUCUUUUUUCUGUUUCUUUGGUGAUUAAAGGUUUGUUGGUAAACAUUUGUGUAAAACUUGUUCAAGCCUAUCACCUUUCCAGUACCUGUGGGCCUGUUCUUAGCACCACGGAGUCCACAUUAGAAGGUAUAAACACUGGAUAUUAAUAUUGCUGAGGGUAUAUAGCCAGGAUUGAGCUGACUGGAACUUUUCAGUGGUGGAGAAGGAACAGCACAAAGGCACUUGCCGUUUUCAUAGUGAUUAGAGAAAAACCUUUUAAGUGUGUCUGGACUGAGUGAACACUCUUCUAAGAGGAGCUUGUGAAGUAAAUGCAAAGGAAAAGAGUUGACUAUUUUUAUAGCAUAUUUAAUAUAUUUGUAUAUAACUAUGAGUGUAGUAGGAACCCUCCACCUGUCUCCCACUUUUCUAGUCCCUCUCCCCCUUUUGCCAUAGCCCUAGUACAGCCUCAUCCGCAUGGGUAAUGUGCCUAUUGUCAGCCUACCUACCAAAAGAUAGAGCUGCUGCUUUCUGAGACAGGUGAGAUGAGACUCUCAUGCCUGGGGAUCCUUUAUGGGAGGAAUAGCACACACUUAAAACAACAUACCACAGUCUAAAAGCAUCAUUUGAAAGGUAAUAAGCACUUUAUUGCAACUAUUCAUUUAGAUAAUGUUUGUAUCUUAGGCAUUAACCAUUUUUAAAGGAUCCCCUAAUCAUCACUUAGGUGAAUUUAUAAAUGACACAUUUCUGAGAAAUGUUUAGAGCCAGUGAACCGUAGCAGGUUUAUGGGAGUGAUUUCAAGGUAGCCAAAUAAACUCUGACUUUUGUUUUGAAUGUGGUGGGAUUGGGAGAUUGUAGAUGCGUAGUUCCAUUUAAACACUAUUGUAAACCUAUCUUGCCUAUUGUGUGGACACCAAAAGAGACCAAUGAGCCUGUUUCUUUUCAGAGGUCUAGGAAUAUGCAUCUGUCUGAGUAGACAUACAGAACUAAUCUAUAAACAGUUGGUAGUAAUAUUUUAGGAUACAGUAAUUUCAAGAAUUUUUGAGUGUUUUAAAUGUGCCCUGAAAUGUUGGCAUGUCAUUUCAGCGUUCCCAUUUGAGUUGCUCUUGUAAUAUUUUUGCACAAAAAGGACUGAGAAAAGACUGCUUUGGUUGAAAACUAUAAUUUGGUCUUAUCUUAAUGUCUCCUGUGGGAACACUGGAGGUAAAUUUUGCUGGUAUAGUUACUAAUUCAGGAUAUUUAAAACAGUGUUGAACAGCUCACCAGAAAUUAAGCAAACUUAUAUAUUUAAAAAUUAAAAAUCUUUUUUUCCACGUGACUGUUUUGCAUAUUUUUUUCCGUUGCCAUGCACUACAUUCCUUGUUUUCCUGAAACAAUACUUUGAAAGAUGGAGUGUUUAAUGAUACUUUCUAAGUUGCCUGGGUUUUCCCGGGAAAAUAUCUAGUGAACUAGGUUGUAGUUGUACAUAGUUUGUGGAGACUAUUGAGAUCCCAUCAACAACACCAGCAAACCCUGAGGUGCUGACCUAAUUGACAAUCACAAUAGUAAGUAUUUAUAGAAGUGGCUGGAAGGAACACUUGUUCCCAAUGAGGUUCUCUGGGUUUCCUAAAUAAAAUGGCUGUGUAUUAAUUUA